UUUGGGAAAUCAGGACUGCAGGAUAUGUCUUUCUCUGAAUGCCUGAAUCAUGGGAAAGCUUGAUGAACUGAGGCACGUGUUUCUCUGAACACAGUUCCUCAUGAAGGACGAGGGCAGAGAGAACGUGUGAGAGAAAGGUGAGAGGUGGAACAGAUGGAAAGAGGUGCUGUGUGUUCUUAUGAGGGCAGGGAACUUGUCUACCUCCCCCUGAAGACAUAGAUUCACACACACAGAAUAACAACCAGUCAUUCUUGCAGGUGGUCUACUGUGGUGUGAAGCGACUUUGGGAAUACUGUCGACUUCUUCUUUUGGUGUGAGUUUGGCCAUAGCAGAAGACAUGGCUUAUUAUGAGAGUGUAAUGUGUGUGGGUUGGAACCUGUAAUAGAGGAUGAAGAAAUAGCAGCACUUCCCCUGUUUAGACACAAUAUUGUUCGAAUUUUCUUUGUUUGCCGUUGAUAUGGAUUGAGCUUGAACGUACCGAGGAUUUGUUCCACUUGGUGGAAGAGUGAUGCGAAUUCCAUCAGUGUCCCGGUUUCUCAUCUUCUCCAAAACGAAUCCCAGAAUAAAAUCCCACAUGGAUGGUGUGCAUCAUCAGCAAUGCAUGACCCCAUCAAGCCUGUUUUGAUCAAGCUCGAUUUCCCUCAUCAGAGAGCACAUUUCCAAUUCUUCCCAUGGGGAAACCCCUCCUGGUCUCCACAACCCCCCAUUCCAGGCACUGAAAAGCUCCAGGGUCAGAUUUCCCCCACCCAAAGAGUGUCAUCAUCUCCAGAGCUGAUGAGGCUCAUUGGAAAUCUUUAAAGGGCAUUUCUGCUUGGCGGCUUAGAACCGAGAGUGUGGGGCGCCUUUGUUAGUGAGUUUAUUUCAACCAGGGAUCCUGUUUACUAGAAAUGUGGGGGCACUGCGUGGGAUGAUAAUUGAAGCCAGCAUGGUUUGGGGUUCCGUUCUACCUGCAGUGUGUGUGUGUGUGUGUGUGUGUGUGUGUGUGUGUGUGUGUGUGUGUGUGUGAGUGAUGCUGGAGAGAUUUCAGAAUUCUGAUUAAGUGCUGUGUGUUUACAGAAGCGCACCAGAGAACUACGAUCCAGCCUUCUGAGGUAGAAACAGUUCAGCUUUCUGGAACAUCUACCUUGACUAAAAUGACUUUUUUGUUUGUUUGUUUGUUUUUUUCUCAUUGAGCUGUUGGAAGUGGGAUUAUGCUGAUCGGCAUGCAAAUCCUGUCAUUGGUGGUGUCAUCACCAUCAUCUAACACAUAGACUCAUAGACAAGCUCGUUUUUCUUUUCACCCAUCGUUUAUUCUAAUCCUGAAAUGUAUGUUAAUGCAGCCUUGGGUUUCUUCCUCCCACCAUUUGCUGCUCCACUUUGUAGCUUAAUGCUUGCUCUUUCUCUCUCUCUCUCUCUCUCUCUCUCUCUCUUUCUCUUUUCUCACAUAGCCUCUCUCUCUCAUUAUACUUUUUAUCUCACGCACUUUCCGUCUCACACUAGCUCUCCGUCUCCCGAAAAUCUUUUUCUCUCACCCCCCCACACUUGUUUUUUUUUUUUUCUCACACACUCGCUCUGACUCUCCCUUAUGCAGCUCAGCUUAGAGGCAUCCCGUUUCAGUUCUCCAGCUUCCAUAGUGAGAGAGAGAGAGAGCGAGAGAGAGAGAAAGAAGGAGGGAGAGGAGAAAGAGGAGGGGGAUAUAUAAGAAUGGUAGGUGGGAGUGGGGUCUGACCGCAAAGUGUCUACUGUUUAAGAGAAAGGGACUUCUCCCUCCCUCUCUCUCUUUCACUGGCUCCCUCUCUCCGGCUGCAGCGCCAGCAGGCUCCCUGCCUCCGUGGAUCACUACUGCUGAGAGGGGAAAAAAAGAGAGAGAGAGAGAGAGAAAUGGCACAACUUGCAUCUCUCUAGGGAAAACAAGACAGCACACAGAAAAAAGUCACAAAAAGAAGCUUUGCAGAGAUUUUAAGUUUUUUUUUUUUUUUUUAAAAAAGAGUGCCACAUAGUAGAUAAAGAAGAGCACAUUAUUUCAGACACUAAGUUCUAAAGCUCCAUCUAAAACUGAAAAGUACCUUCUUCUACACUACUCUUGGCUUAAUCAAACGUCAGAGUGAGUGUGUCAUCAUGGGGAUGCGAGGCCUGCUUCUGGCCUAUGUCUCUAUGGCCAUUCUGUUGGAUCUCUCCAUGGCUGGCCUGCUGAGGAAAAUGAUCAGGCACAGACGAGAGUCACUAAUGCCACCCAAAUCCGAGAACAUGACCCUCCCUAAUCCAGACCAACCAGUGGUCUUCAACCAUGUAUACAACAUCAAUGUCCCAACUGGAUCCUUGUGCUCUGUUGACCUGGAUUCACCUGGAGGAUCAGAAAUGAAGCCCAAGUCUGUCCCCUCCGAGCAGCACAUUGAGCACACUGUGGAUGGUGAAAACCAGAUAGUCUUUACGCACAGAAUUAACAUACCCAAGCAGGCUUGUGGGUGUGAUAGCCACAUGCCAGACCUUAAAGAUCUCCUAAAUAGGCUGGAGAUGCUGGAGGCUGAAGUGUCUAGUCUGAGGGAGCAGUGUACCAGUGGGAAUGGCUGCUGUGGAGCUCAAGUUACUGGUGAGAUCACUACCAAGCCAUAUUGCAAUGGCCAUGGCAACUACAGUAUUGAAACCUGUAACUGUGUGUGUGAGCCUGGCUGGAAAGGGCCCAACUGCUCAGAGACAGAAUGCCCUAGUUCCUGCCAAGAUCAAGGCCGCUGUGUGGAUGGGAAGUGCGUCUGUUUUGAGGGCUUUGGGGGAGAGGACUGUGGAAUUGAGCUGUGUCCUGUGGAUUGUGGUGAAUAUGGCCAGUGCAUUGAUGGGUCUUGCAUGUGUGCAGAAGGUUACAUGGGUGAGGACUGCUCCAUGACCAAUUGCCUCAACAAUUGCCUGGGUAGGGGACGCUGUGUGGACGGUGAGUGCUUGUGCAAUGAGCCAUGGACUGGCUUUGACUGCUCAGAGCUUAUAUGUCCCAAUGACUGCUUUGACCGUGGCCGUUGCAUCAACGGGACCUGCUACUGUGAUGAGGGCUUCAUUGGGGAGGAUUGUGGUGAGCUCACCUGCCCAGAUAACUGUAACAAUAGAGGCCUCUGUGUUAGUGGUCAGUGUAUCUGCAAUUUCGGCUAUAGCGGAGAAGACUGCUCCAAGCUUACAUGUCCAAAUGACUGCAGUGAGAGAGGCCACUGCUACAAUGGAAGAUGUAUCUGUGAUCCUGGCUUCCAAGGUGAGGACUGUAGCAGCCUCUCCUGCCCUGACAAUUGCAAUGACAGGGGUAAAUGUGUAAAUGGGGAAUGUAUAUGUGAACCUGGAUACCAAGGUAAUGAUUGUUCUGAGCUUUCCUGUCCCAAUGAUUGUCACAACCAUGGACGCUGCAUUGAUGGAAAGUGCAUUUGCCAACAAGGAUUUGCCGGAGAGGACUGUAGCAUCAAGACUUGCCCCAGUGACUGUCAUGACCAUGGUGAAUGUGUAGAUGGCAACUGUGUCUGCCAUGUUGGCUUCAUAGGCAAAGACUGCAGUGAGUUGACAUGUCUUAACAAUUGUCACAACCAUGGACACUGUGUGAAUGGUCAGUGUGUGUGCAGCGAAGGAUUUACUGGUGAGGACUGCAGUGAAAAAACGUGUCCCAACAACUGCCUAGAUCGUGGGUUUUGUGACAAUGGACAGUGUAUCUGCUAUGAGAGUUACACUGGUGUCGACUGCUCAGAGAUGACCUGCCCAGGAAACUGCAAUGACCAAGGCCACUGCUUGAAUGGCAUGUGUAUCUGUGAUUUGGGAUUCACUGGGGAAGACUGCUCUGAAAGUAAGUCAGUUUAUGAUUUUAUUUUUUUACAAAUUCAACCUUACAGUGAAUGCUUAGUCCAGCAGCGUGUCAUUAUGUCUUCUCCGUUCACAGUCUCUCCACCAAGGGACCUGGUUGUGACUGAAGUCACCCCAGAGACAGUGGAUCUGACCUGGGUCAAUGAGGUACAGGUGACAGAGUACCUAAUCACCUACAUGCCAACUGCUCCUGGUGGUCUGGAGUUAGAUAUGCGAGUACCUGGUGAAAAAAGGUCUGCUACUAUUAGGGAGCUGGAGCCUGGUGUGGAAUACUUAAUCAGUGUCUAUGCUGUUCUAAAUAACAAGAUGAGCAUUCCUGUGAGUGCCAGAGUGGCAACACAUCUUCCGGAGCCAGAAGGCCUUAAGUUUAAAGCCGUGAGAGAGACAUCAGUGGAAGUUCAGUGGGAUCCUCUUAAUGUCCCCUUUGAUGGUUGGAACCUCAUCUUCAGAAAUACAAAAGAGGAAAAUGGGGAGAUUUUGAAUUCAUUGUCACCACCCGAGAAUACCUUUGAACAAUCUGGCCUGGGCCCUGGACAGGAAUACGAGGUUAAACUUGAGGUGUUAAAGAACAACACUCGCGGACCUCCAGCAAGCAAGAAUGUGGUUACAAUGAUCGAUGCUCCUAGCCAGGUGGAUGUUCGGGAUGUAACAGACAGUACUGCUCUGAUCACCUGGUUCCAGCCCAUAGCUCAGGUGGACGGUGUCUCUGUGUCCUAUGGGCCUAUCACUGGCUCCUCAGACAGCCACACAGUGGAACUGUCAUCUAUCGACACCCAGUACCACCUGGCUGAACUCUACCCAGACACAGAGUACAGUGUGUCUCUCAUGGCCCGCCGAGGGGAAAUGACUAGCGUGCCUGUCUAUGAGACCUUCACUACAGACCUAGAUGCACCUACGAACCUGCGGUCGAUAGAUCAGACAGAUGAAAGCAUCACACUGGAGUGGAGAAACAGCCAAGCCAACGUUCCCAGCUACCGUAUCAAAUAUGGACCACUAUCUGGAGGGGAACAUGGGGAGCUUACCUUUCCUACAGGCCCACAGGACAUCACUCAAGCCAAGAUUUCAGGUCUCAGGCCUGGGAUAGAGUACGGCAUGGGAGUGACUGCAGUCAAAGAUGAGAAGGAAAGUUCUCCUGCCACCACCAAUGCUGUUACCGACCUUGAUGCUCCUAAGGACCUGGAGGUGAGUGAGACCUCAGAAAGCACAAUGGUGCUGAUCUGGAGGCGACCUGUGGCUAAGAUCGAUGUCUACAAGCUCGUGUUCGUGGCCGCUGACGGUCACAGGGCCGAGUUUGAAGUUCCGGACAGUGUCAGCACCUACAUGCUGAGGAACCUGAACCCUGGCAUGCUGUACACCAUCACCCUGACUGCAGAGCGAGGGAGGAAAAAGAGCGUGCCAGUCAGCAUCCAGGCAUCAACAGACAACGAAAAGCCCCUGGUGGGCAACAUCACUAUCUCUGCUGUAUCCUGGGAUGGCUUCAAUAUAUCCUGGGAGCUGAAGAGGGGUGAGCUUGAUGGUUUUCUGAUCGAGUUGGCUGACAUCGAUGGUCUCUCCAAGGGCCAGAACUACACUCUGUCAGGACAGGAGUACAGCUUGGCUAUCACUGAUCUCUCUCCUAGCACUUUUUACAGGGUCACUCUGUACAGCCUGUAUAGGGGAGAUCUCUUAGAGCCAGUGUUUGGGGAGGCUUUCACAGAGGCAGAACCUGAGGUGGAGCAGCUUUUCACCUCCAACAACAAGCCAGACAGUUUUAUGCUGCAGUGGACGGCUCCAGAAGGAAUCUUUGAAAUGUUUAUUAUCAAAAUCUCUGAUGGAUCGGGCAAGCAAAGACAGAUGAGUGUAUCGGGAGACAAGAGAACAGAAGUGAUCUCUGGCCUCGAUGAGGCUACAGAGUAUGAAAUUGAGCUCUUUGGGACAAUUGCAGGACGGAACUUCAAGCCCAUUUCAGUGAAAGCUCUAACAGGUCUGGGCAAACCAAAGGGUAUUCACUUGUCUGAUGUGACCGAUACCUCUGCUGCCGUUCACUGGACUGUACCCCAUUACCGAGUCGACAGCUACCGAAUUACCUAUGUGCCCCUUCAUGCAGGCAGUCCCAUAACAGUCACAGUGGACGGAGGUGAGUCCCAGACUGUUCUGCCCAACCUGAUACCCGGGGUAACCUACCAAGUGAGCGUCAUAUCAGUGAAGGGUCUAGAGGAGAGUGAGCCAGCCUUUGAUACAUUUACAACAGGCCUGGGCAAACCAAAAGGUAUUCGCUUCUCUGAUAUCACCGAUACCUCUGCCGCCGUCCACUGGACUGUCCCCCAUUACCACAUUGACAGUUACCGAGUCACCUACGCACCCAUUCAUGAUGGCAGUCCCCUAACAGUCGCAGUGGGUGGAGGUGAGUCCCAGACUGUGCUGCCCAACUUGACACCUGGAGUGACAUACAGAGUGAGUGUCAUAUCAUUGAAGGGUCUGGAGGAGAGUGAGCCAGCCUCUGAUACCUUUACAACAGGUCUGAGCAAACCAAAGGGUAUUCACUUCUCUGAUGUCACUGAUACCUCUGCCACCGUCCACUGGACUGUCCCCCAUUACCACAUUGACAGCUACAGAGUCACCUACACGCCCAUUCAUGGAGGCAGUCCCCUAAUAGUCACAGUGGGCGGAGGUGAGUCCCAGACUGUGCUGCCCAACCUGACACCCGGGGUGACCUACCAAGUGAGUGUCAUAUCAGUGAAGGGUCUGGAGGAGAGUGAGCCAGCCUCUGAUACAUUUACAACAGGUCUGGGCAAACCAAUGGGUAUUCGCUUCUCUGAUGUUACUGAUACCUCUGCCACCGCCCAUUGGACUAUCCCUCAUUACCACGUCGAUAGUUACAGAGUCAACUAUGUGCCUAUUCAUGGAGGAAAACCUAUGACAGUCACAGUGGGCGGAGGUGAGUCCCAGACUGUGCUGCCAAACCUGACACCCGGGGUAACCUACCGAGUGAGUGUCAUAUCAAUGAAGGGUCUGGAGGAGAGUGAGCCAGCCUCUGAUACAUUUACAACAGGUUUGGGCAAACCAACUGGUAUUCGCUUCUCUGAUGUUACUGAUACCUCUGCUACCGCCCACUGGACUAUCCCUCAUUAUCACGUCGAUAGUUACAGAGUCAACUAUGUGCCUAUUCAUGGAGGAAAACCUAUGACAGUCACAAUGGGCGGAGGUGAGUCCCAGACUGAGCUGCCCAACCUGACACCCGGGGUAACCUACCGAGUGAGUGUCAUAUCAGUGAAGGGUCUGGAGGAGAGUGAGCCAGCCUCUGAUACAUUUACAACAGGUUUGGGCAAACCAACUGGUAUUCGCUUCUCUGAUGUCACUGAUACCUCUGCCACCGCCCAUUGGACUAUCCCUCAUUACCACGUCGAUAGUUACAGAGUCAACUAUGUGCCUAUUCAUGGAGGAAAACCUAUGACAGUCACAGUGGGCGGAGGUGAGUCCCAGACUGUGCUGCCCAACUUGACACCCGGGGUGACCUACCAAGUGAGUGUCAUAUCAGUGAAGGGGCUGGAGGAGAGUGAGCCAGCAUCUGAUACAUUUACAACAGGUCUGGGCAAACCAAUUGGUAUUCGCUUCUCUGAUGUCACUGAUACCUCUGCCACCGCCCACUGGACUAUCCCUCGUUACCGUGUCGAUAGUUACAGAGUCAACUAUGUGCCUAUUCAUGGAGGAAGACCUAUGACAGUCACAGUGGAUGGAGGUGAGUCCCAGACUGUGCUGCCAAACCUGACACCCGGGGUGACCUACCGAGUAAGUGUCAUAUCAGUGAAGGGUCUGGAGGAGAGUGAGCCAGCCUCUGAUACAGUUACAACAGCUUUGGACAGACCUCAUAGUUUGGUGGCGGUCAACAUCACUGAUACCACGGCGCUGUUGCACUGGCAGCCUACCAUUGCCACGGUGGAUGGAUAUGUGAUCACCUACAGCACAGAAUCAAUGCCCCCAAUAACAGAGCGAGUUUCUGGAAACACUGUGGAGUUUGAGAUGAGCUCGCUCUACCCUGGCACUGAGUACACUGUUAAAGUCUAUGCAGUGAGGGAAGCAGCCAAGAGUGCUGCCACAACCACACAGUUUACUACUGAUGUUGAUUCCCCUGAGGACCUGGAAGCCACUAACAUCCAGACAGAGAGUGCCACACUGACAUGGAAAGCACCACGAGCACAAAUCACUGGCUACAUCCUCACCUACGAGUCUGCUGAUGGUAAAGUCCGGGAGGUCGUCCUCAGCCCCACAUCCACUUCAUACACCAUGAAUCAGCUAAGCGCCUCCACUGAAUACACAGUGCACCUGCAGGCCAUCUCGGGCCCCCUGAGGAGCCACAUCAUCUCCACUGUUUUCACCACCAUCGGUGUUCUCUACACACACCCAAAAGACUGCUCCCAGGCUCUGCUGAAUGGAGACACCACCUCAGGCCUUUACACAAUUUAUCUGCGUGGUGAUGAGAGCCAGCCCUUGCAGGUCUACUGUGACAUGACUACAGACGGAGGCGGCUGGAUUGUGUUUGUCAGGAGGCAGAGUGGUAAACUGGACUUCUUCCGUAACUGGAGGAACUACACUGCAGGUUUUGGGGACAUGAACGAUGAAUUCUGGCUUGGUCUCUUGAACCUGCAUAAAAUUACCUCUCUCGGUCAAUACGAGCUGCGAGUGGAUCUCCGAGAUAAGGGCGAGCAUGCAUAUGCUCAGUACGAAAAGUUCUCUGUGUCUGAGCCACGCAGUCGCUAUAAGGUCCACGUGGGAGGCUACAGUGGCACGGCAGGUGAUUCAAUGACAUACCACAAUGGCCGUCCUUUCUCGACUUACGACAACGAUAACGACAUAGCUGUCACCAACUGUGCCCUCUCAUACAAGGGAGCUUUCUGGUAUAAGAACUGCCACCGGGUCAACAUCAUGGGACGAUAUGGGGACAACAGUCACAGCAAAGGUGUGAACUGGUUCCACUGGAAGGGUCACGAGCACUCCAUUGAGUUUGCCGAGAUGAAGAUCAGACCGUCCAACUUCAGAAACUUUGAGGGAAGAAGAAAGCGAUCGUAAAAGAAUCAUUUUUUAAAAAAAAUAAAAAAACGCCCACCUUUCUGCCGUUCUGUCAUUCUGCCCUUACUGCAUCAGUCCAACCUUUUCAGCUACCAAAGCAGAAGCUUAGCCGAGUCUCCCACCUCUCUCUCUACAGCUCUCUUUCUCUUCCUCAUCUCAUAACCCAGUUAUAACUGACAUCUAUGAGUCUAGGCUUACCAGGCUAGAGCUUGCCACUGAUCGCGUGCAGCACCAGACCACAACUUCCUUCACACACAGUCUAUACAUGAAAAGUUUCGAUCUCUUUCUCUCUCACAUACACAAACACACCAAAGCAUACUUGUGGGAGCGGUGACUCUGAAAAGUAAUUCAAGUAUGGUUUGCGUUCCAAGGGUAGAAUGUGUGUGUGUGUGUGUGUGUGUGUGUGCUCUUUUUUAGUGUUUGUGCCUCUUCACUGUUUUAAGCGCCUCACGUUCAAUUGUCAUCCAUCCAGUGAAGUUGAAACCCAUUUUGUGAAAAUUAUCCUCAGUGUGAUGUUAUCCCUGUCCUUCCACCGUCGUUCCAGCUGACCAGACAGGAAGAAUGUUGUCAUGUAGCAUGUUUCACCACACCAUACACAGAUGUCAGUUUUCAGACCUACAGACACUGCUCCGUCAUCGUCCAUGCACAGUGUGGUGUGUUUUCAGUCCGUACAGGAUUUUGCUGGAUUUUGUUUUUGUGAUCAAGCACAAAAAUGCUUGAUUUUGUUGUUGGCUUUUUUUUCCUAAAUUUGCGAUGCAACUUGCAGAGUUUUUGUGCUUUUUUUGCGGAAAACUACUUGAAUUGACGAAAUCGCAAUUGCACGAAAUUUGUCUUUCGCAGUGAUGUUUGUUGGUAAAUGCGACCUUUUAGCUGUACUCAUGUUUGACACAUGUGACUCUAAGCGGGUGUCUUGGCCCGAAUCUGCGGAAAAUCUUGAAAUCUGUGGUAAUUUUGAAAAAUUGCAAGCUUCUCCGAAUAUUGCGGAGUUUGCUUGCAUUCAAUUCUGUGAUCGCAAAAUCCUGGAGGGACUGGGGUUUUUUUUUAAACACCUCUUGCAUGCUACAUUUAAAUGACUGGUGCUGAAUCUCUUCAGUUGAUGACCUGAAGUUCAUUUCACACUGGUGAUUUUGCAGUGGACUGCCACUGGGACACACAACUACGUGCUUCAUUUGAUUUUUAGCAACUGUGUCUGCUCAGAAGUAAAAAGGCGGGACCUAUAUCAGUAUGUCACUGAUGUAAGCAAGUUCACCCAGGCAGAUUAUGAGUAUGAUAAAUAAACGAGAGCCAUAAGAUUAAUGUUGUGCAGCAGAUAAAUACUUAAGAAAGGCCACUUUCAUUUUGUAAUCAACAUUGUACAUUUAUAUAAAAGGUAUUGUACACAAAAUGAAUUAAUAUACAGAGUGAGUCCUCGUGUCCCCCCCCCCACCCCCUUCCUUACCCUGACACCUUUCCUGCUAUAGACUAAACCACUGACCCUAUAAAAUACCUGUGUAAAUUAAAGUCUCUUGUUUGGUAUUUGAAUAUGAUUUGUUUGUUCGUUUGUUUGUUGUUUUUUUUUUAAUUGGGUGAACAACAGGUGUUUCUCUGUAACCCAUAUUACAAUAAAAUGGAUUUUGUUUUUAAAAAAUAGCACUAUGCUGCUGUAGUAAUUAUUUGAUUUUCUUUACUUGUUUUUGUAUAAGGGUGUACUUGCAAAGGCUGCAUACUAAGUUUAAGGCUUGGCUACAGGUGUACGUCCUGCUACCUGUAUAGCAGAUGAUGUAUUCAUGUAAACAAGUACUAUUCAUAUUUCUG
Molecule: messenger RNA, 10647 nt
Organism: Ictalurus furcatus (blue catfish)
Lineage: Eukaryota; Metazoa; Chordata; Actinopteri; Siluriformes; Ictaluridae
Gene: tncb
Product: tenascin Cb
Exons: 34
Coding region: 2098-8853 (2251 amino acids)
Molecular function (GO): protein binding
Source: RefSeq, a predicted model, not a curated record